AUGGAGUUUAUACCGGAAGAGAGUUCUAAUGAUGUUCACUUAAGCACGGGAUGUUCAAAGGAUAAGAGAAGUGUUAUUUUUGAAACUUUGCUAAAACACAGUGUGAAUGGAAAAGUGAAAUAUGGUUCAAUUAAAGAUGUUGCAAAUGUGUACUCUGUUUCUACAAGAACUGUUAGUCGAAUAUGGAAAAAAGGGAUUGCUUGUGUUGCAAACGGUGUUCCAGUUGAUAUUUCUUUAAACUUGUCAGGUAAUGUUGGAAGGAAAAGGAUUGCAAUUAAUCCCGAAGAUGUUGCUAGAAUCCCCUUGAAUCGCCGGACAACAAUUCGUUCUAUGGCUAGUGCACUAAGCAUGUCAAAAACAAGCCUUCACCGGAGAGUUAAAGAAGGAUCUUUGAAAUCCCACUCAAAUGCUACCAAGCCUAUGCUAACAGAGGAAAACCGGAAGGUAAGAUUACAAUUCUGCAUAUCUAUGAUUGAUUCAAGUUCGUCUCAUAAUAAUCCAAGUUUCAUAGAUAUGUAUGACUGCGUUCAUAUAGAUGAAAAAUGGUUUUUCCUCUCAAGAACUUCUCAAAAAUAUUACCUGCUGCCUGAGGAAGAUAAACCAUAUCGUACUUGUAAAAGUAAAAAGUUUAUAACAAAAGUUAUGUUUCUUUGUGCUGUUGCUCGCCCUCGGUUUGAUUUAGAAAGAAAUGAAAUGUUUGAUGGGAAAAUUGGGAUGUUCCCAUUUGUUUAUAAAGAACCAGCUAAGCGUAGAAGUAAGAACCGGGAAGUUGGAACCUUAGAAACUAAGCCCAUUGAAUCUGUAAAUAAAGAUGGAACCUUAGAAACUAAGCCCAUUGAAUCUGUAAAUAAAGAAGUGACAAGAAAAUGGUUGAUUGAUUAUGUAUUGCCUGCAAUACGAGCAAAAUGGCCACCAAGUAGUUCCAAGACUCCUGCAAUACGAGCAAAAUGGCCACCAAGUAGUUCCAAGACUAUAUAUAUUCAACAAGAUAAUCCACCAAGUAGUUCCAAGACUAUAUAUAUUCAACAAGAUAAUGCAAGGCCACAUAUUAGUAUGAAUGAUGUUGAAUUUUUGGAGGCUGCAAAGAAAGAUGGCUUUGAUGAUGUUGAAUUUUUGGAGGCUGCAAAGAAAGAUGGCUUUGAUAUUCACUUAACCUGUCAGCCUCCAAAUAGUCCGGACAUGAAUGUAUUGGAUCUCAGAUUUUUUAGAGCUCUUCAAUCUUUACAGCAUCAAGAAGCUCCUCGCAAUGUGGAUAAACUAGUUGCUGCUACUCAUAAAGCUUUUAAUGAGAUCUCAGUAGAAAGUCUCAGUAAUGUUUUUCUAACAUUGCAACUAUGUAUGGUUGAAGUUAUGAAAAAGUACGGAGGGAACAAUUAUAAACUGCCACACAUAAAUAAGCAAAGGUUAGCACGAGAAGGCUUAUUACCUACCACUAUAUCAUGUGAUCCAGAAGUCUUAGUUGAAGCAAUUUCAAGUCUCCAGCAGUAA
This is a messenger RNA of Ipomoea triloba (trilobed morning glory), 1488 nucleotides long. RefSeq lists its product as uncharacterized. The coding region runs from base 1 to 1488 and encodes 495 amino acids. Gene Ontology annotation, molecular function: nucleic acid binding. The transcript has a single exon. The record is from RefSeq and is a predicted model, not a curated record. Lineage: Eukaryota; Viridiplantae; Streptophyta; Magnoliopsida; Solanales; Convolvulaceae.